Molecule: messenger RNA, 435 nt
Organism: Fusarium redolens
Lineage: Eukaryota; Fungi; Ascomycota; Sordariomycetes; Hypocreales; Nectriaceae
Exons: 1
Source: RefSeq, a predicted model, not a curated record
UGCUACCACUUCCAAGCCUGCUACCACUUCCAAGCCAGCUACUACCUCGAAGCCUGCUACCACUUCCAAGCCUGCUACCACUUCAAAGCCUGCUACCACCUCAAAGCCUGCUACCACUUCAAAGCCUGCUACCACCUCAAAGCCUGCUACCACUUCCAAGCCAGCUACUACCUCGAAGCCUGCUACCACCUCAAAGCCUGCUACCACUUCAAAGCCUGCUACCACUUCAAAGCCUGCUACCACUUCAAAGCCAGCUACUACCUCGAAGCCUGCUACCACUUCAAAGCCUGCUACCACUUCAAAGCCUGCUACCACCUCAAAGCCAGCUACCACUUCCAAGCCUGCUACUACCUCAAAGCCUGCUACCACUUCAAAGCCUGCUACCACCUCAAAGCCUGCUACCACCUCAAAGCCUGCUACCACCUCAAAGCCUAG